AACAAACCCCCUUAAACAAACAAACAAACAAUUUCUUUCUUUCUUUCGUUCGUUCUUUCCCCUUUCAUCUACAAUCGAAUCGAAUAUACAGAUUUAUACAUACAUAAUAAAUAAAUAAAUCCACCUAUUCUUCUUCUUCUUGUAGUAAUCAAUCAUCCGGAAACCGCCUCUGAUUCUUCAUCCAGAGGUGAUUGCUUCCACCAUGGUUGAGACAAGGCGUGGCUCAUCUUCAUCCAAACGCCCACUCUCCUCUUCUUCGCUACCACCUACAACCAAGAGGUCCAAGACUUCUUCUUCUUCCAAGAAGAAAGCCUCUACAAAAUGCUUACCGCCGGAGCCACUUGUCAAGGAAUCAGCUCAACAACAGGACCUUCCAUCCGCUGAUCAGCUUAAGAAAGAUGUAGUAGAUGUUAUGGAUGAUCAGUCUCCGGCGGAUGUCAAACCUUUGCUCUCUCUGAUGCCACUAGUUGCAGGGGAUUCUGUGGGCGAAGCAGAGACGAAUAAGGCCAACGGUGGUGGUUCGGUGGGCUUCAAUCGUCCAAAGAAACCUAAUGCAUGGGGGAAGCUUAUUUCCCAAUCCUCUGAGAUUCCUCAUGUUGCUAUGGACCAUCCUGUAUUCACCGUUGGUCAAGACCGUCAAUGUGACUUGUGUAUUAGCGAUCCAUCCAUCAGUAAAUCAUUCUGUAGCAUUCGGUACAUAGAGUCAGUGCGAGGAGCUUCAUCUACUGCGUUGCUUGAAAUCACGGGUAGCAAAGGUGUCGUCAAAGUCAAUAGCAAGAUUUAUCAUACAAGGUCAACUGUCCCACUAAAAUCAGGAGAUGAAGUAAUCUUCAGCUCGUCUGGAAAGCAUGCUUAUAUAUUUCAGAAACUGUCAAAGGACGCUGUCACUACAAACAUGACACCUUCAUGUAGUAUAUUACAACCACAUAACAGUUUACUAAAACAACUGCAAUUUGAGGCAAGAUCUAGAGACCCGUCUGCUGUUGCAGGAGCAUCAAUACUAGCAUCUUUGUCAAACGCCCAGAAAGAAAUAUCACUUCUACCUGUUGACAUGAAGGAUGGUUCUAGUCCUAAUGAUAGGCAAAAGGGUCCAUUUAAUGAGAGAGCUGUUAUACAUGAUGCAAAAGCUCAUGAGUUACGACCAUUACUGCGGAUGCUUGCUUCAAAGUCGGAAAUAUCAAAGCUUCUUGAUGAACAAAGGGAAAUAAGAGAACUUCGUAAGGAUAUUAAUCUUCCUAUUUCAUUAUCAGCGCGGCAUCAAGCAUAUAAAGAUGCCUUAAAACAACGUAUUCUUGAUCCUAAUAUGAUUGACGUUUCAUUCGACAGUUUUCCGUAUUACUUAAGUGAAACCACAAAAAGUUUACUGAUUGCUUCGAUGUAUAUACAUUUGAAGUGUAACGAGUUCGUGAAGUACUCCUCAAGUCUGCCUACUUUAUCCUCUAGAAUACUGCUAUCUGGUCCAGCAGGUUCAGAAAUAUAUCAAGAAACAUUGGCAAAGGCUCUUGCAAAACAUUUUGGUGCUCAUUUGCUCUUGGUUGAUUCUCUUUUAUUACCUGGUGGAUCAACAUCUAAAGUAACCGGCACCUCACUGAAGGAGAGUACAAGGGCUGAAAGGGCAUACAUUUUUACAAAAAGGGUUACACCUGCAGUUGGUAUGCGUUCAAGAAAACCAACAUCAAGUGUUGAGGCUGACAUAGUAGGUGGUGGGUCAAUCACAUGCUCUCAUGCUCAACCAAAACAGGAAGCAUCCACUGCAUCAUCAAAACGUUAUACUUUCAAAGAGGGUGAUAGAGUUAAAUAUGUGGGAUCUUUGCACUCUGCAUUUUCUCCUCUGCUACCUGCCAUAAGUGGUCCAGUAUACGGUUAUAAGGGAAAAGUGUUGCUUGCAUUUGGUGAAAAUUGGUCUUCCAAGAUUGGGGUUAGAUUCGAUAAACAAAUUUCAGGAGGCAAUGAUCUUGGUGGUAUCUGUGAAAAAGACCAUGGUUUUUUCUGUUCUGCUGAUUUACUUCGUCUAGAUUCUUCUAGCUCAGAUGACAUUGAAAAGCUUGCUAUUAGUCAACUUUUUGAGGUUGCUCUUAAAGAAAGUAAAAUCAGUCCUUUGAUUUUGUUUAUAAAAGAUAUUGAGAGGUCAAUGCUAGGGAACCCAGAAACCUAUGCUUCUUUUAAAAGGGAGUUUGAGAAAUUGCCUUCGAAUGUGGUUGUCAUUGCUUCUCAUGCUCAGACAGACAACCGCAAAGAAAAAUCUCAUCCUGGUGGAUUACUCUUUACAAAGUUCAGGAGCCAUCAUACGUCAUUGCUCGACUUGGCCUUCCAGGAUAAUUUUGGUAGACUACAUGAUAGAACCAAAGAGACACCUAAAGCCAUGAAGCAACUAUCCCGCCUUUUUCCUAACAAAGUGACAAUACAGACACCUCAGGAUGAAGCAUUACUUUCAGAUUGGAAGCAACAGCUAGACCGGGAUACAGAGACCUUGAAAUUACAGUCAAAUAUUGUCAGCAUUCGUACAGUUCUGAAUCGAGUUGGUCUUGGUUGCUCUGAUCUAGAAAAAACCUGCAUAAAAGAUCAAGCCUUGACAAAUGAAAAUGCUGAAAAAGUUGUUGGGUGGGCUCUUAGUCAUCACUUUAUGAAGAGUUCUGAACCUUUUGCCAAAGAUGGCAAACUCGUGAUCGAUAGUGAAAGCAUCAAAUAUGGGCUCGAUAUAUUGCAUGGUAUUCAGAAUGAGAGUAAAAGCGCAACGAAGACACUUAAGGAUGUAGUUACUGAAAAUGAGUUUGAGAAGAGAAUUCUAGCCGAAGUUAUUCCACCGAGUGAAAUUGGCGUCACUUUUAAUGAUAUUGGAGCUUUAGAAUCAGUAAAGGAUACCUUAAAAGAAUUGGUGAUGCUGCCUCUUCAGAGGCCUGAGUUAUUUUGUAAAGGACAGUUAACAAAGCCUUGCAAAGGAAUUUUGCUUUUUGGGCCACCUGGUACGGGUAAGACGAUGCUUGCAAAAGCUGUUGCAACUGAGGCAGGUGCUAAUUUUAUCAACAUUUCAAUGUCAAGCAUUUCUUCAAAGUGGUUUGGUGAAGGAGAGAAGUAUGUGAAAGCAGUUUUUUCUCUUGCUAGUAAAAUCGCUCCUAGUGUUGUGUUUGUUGAUGAGGUUGACAGCAUGUUGGGAAGACGUGAAAAGCCUGGUGAGCAUGAAGCAAUGCGUAAAAUGAAAAAUGAAUUUAUGGUGAAUUGGGAUGGUUUGCGUACAAAGGAUAGAGAACGGGUACUUGUACUUGGUGCAACUAACAGGCCUUUUGAUCUUGAUGAAGCUGUAAUUAGGAGAUUACCUCGAAGGUUGAUGGUGAAUUUACCAGAUGCCUCAAACAGGGAAAAGAUUUUAAAAGUGAUAUUAGCAAAAGAGGAAUUGGGACCAGAUAUUGAUCUUGAAGCAGUGGCUAAUAUGACAGAUGGCUACUCAGGAAGUGAUUUGAAGAAUCUGUGUGUGGCAGCUGCACAUUUUCCAAUAAGAGAAAUUCUGUACAAGGAAAAGAAGGAGAAGGCUACAGCAUUGGCAGAAAAUAGGCCAUUGCCUUCUUUGCAUAGCAGUGCAGAUGUCCGCCCUUUAAGUUUUGAUGAUUUCAAGAAGGCACACGAACAGGUGUGUGCGAGUGUAUCUUCAGAGUCGGCAAAUAUGAAUGAAUUGUUGCAAUGGAAUGAAUUAUAUGGAGAAGGUGGUUCCAGGAAGAAGAAACCUCUGAGCUACUUCAUGUGAUUGAUGGUAUCAAAAUCUGAAGUUUCUUGUUCUUCCCUUAUAAUCAAUCAUUAGGUUUCUCUUUAUGUAUAGCAGCAGAUUAAUUAACUAACUUAACUUAUUAGUCAUUAUCGUGUUCAAUGUUUAAUGGUUUACAUAAAUCAACUUGCAAGGUCAGCUUUAGAACUCCCAUUCAACGACAUUUGAUCUGGUAA
Messenger RNA from Helianthus annuus (common sunflower), 3933 nucleotides. RefSeq lists its product as uncharacterized. The coding region runs from base 203 to 3739 and encodes 1178 amino acids. Gene Ontology annotation, cellular component: mitochondrial outer membrane. The transcript is spliced from 27 exons. Gene Ontology annotation, molecular function: ATP binding; ATP hydrolysis activity; protein binding. The record is from RefSeq and is a predicted model, not a curated record. NCBI's taxonomy places the organism in Eukaryota, Viridiplantae, Streptophyta, Magnoliopsida, Asterales, Asteraceae.